Molecule: messenger RNA, 1019 nt
Organism: Nicotiana tabacum (common tobacco)
Lineage: Eukaryota; Viridiplantae; Streptophyta; Magnoliopsida; Solanales; Solanaceae
Source: RefSeq, a predicted model, not a curated record
CGUUUACUUCACGUUAAAGCCGCUAGCCCAAGAGAGACAGGUUUUCGUCCAAUCUCCCUAUAGUCAUCACUGGUUACCCAAAUUUCUCUUCUUAAUCAACUUUUCACAUUCAUUUCUGCAUUUUUAUAGGAAUAUACUUGUUAUCAAUUCGUUGCAGACAUAAUUAGCCAAAAACCCAAGAACAAUCAGGCUUAUAAAAUUGAGGGAAACGCCAAGAUUCUACGACCAGACCGAGAAGACGAAGCAAAUGAACAAAGCGAAAGCUUAUCUUGAACUAACCCAGGGAGAAUCGGACCGGGUUUCAUCUCUUGCAUUUCAUCCUCACCGGGUCGGCACGGACUGUAGCUUCUAUGAGUAUUAUGCGCUCAGAGGCAUCCGAGUUGACCGAGUUGAACCGGGUCAAGUUCUUUGCACCUUCAAAGUUCCUCCUCGCCUCACUGAUAGAGAAGGGAAACUAGCAUCAGGCGCCAUCGCGAAUCUAGUUGACGAAGUCGGGGGUGCUGUAGUCUUUGUGGAGGGUCUCCCAAGGAAUGUAUCUGUGGACAUGUCAAUUUCAUUUCUUUCAAGUGCGAAGGCCGAUGAUGAAUUGGAGAUCAUUGGUCGAGUCUUAGGUCGGAAAGGAGGUUAUUCUGGAACAAAUGUACUUGUGAAAAAUAAAGCUACUGGGGAGCUCAUUGCCGAGGGGCGGCAUUCACUAUUUGGUAAACAUGCUAGUAAAAUGUGAUGAAGUAUUUUUCUGGACCAAGAUGCCUCUUUGAAGAGGCGGUUCAGUUUCUACUACCUGGUCCAUAUGUUUUCUUCUUAGAUCAGUAAGUGGUAGUACAUAGUUUUUUUUGUUGCUGCGAUAACAUGUAUUGAGCAGCAUUAUGCCUGUGAGGAAUAAGUGCGAUGUAAAUAUUUGCUUGUUAGUGGAGAUGGAUACAAGAUUUUCAUUUGGUGCCGAGUAGCCAUUGCAUUUGUACUCACACACAGUUCCUAAAUUGUUGGUUGGUGCAUUAAAAGACAAAAAGUUUGUGAUU